Messenger RNA from Pseudogymnoascus destructans, 3352 nucleotides. RefSeq lists its product as uncharacterized. The transcript is spliced from 4 exons. Lineage: Eukaryota; Fungi; Ascomycota; Leotiomycetes; Thelebolales; Thelebolaceae. The record is from RefSeq and is a predicted model, not a curated record. Gene Ontology annotation, cellular component: mitochondrion. The coding region runs from base 46 to 1758 and encodes 570 amino acids.
AUCGUGUUUGUAUUCUCCUUACAUCCCUCAACCAACCACUACCGUAUGAUUGUGACAUUGAAAACUCCCUCCGCUCCAGCUGCUCGCCAGUUUAUGAGUAGUACCAAAAUAGGAUGGGUGUCCCAAACAAUUCAUUGUUCGUUGCCUCACCAUUCUUUACUUCGAUCGAACCUCCAUAAACAGUCCGCCAUUCACGCAAGAUUCCAUACCACGAAGCAGACAAUGACACUAUUAAAAGCAAAUCAUCUUGAUCCUCAUACCUACACAAGCGGUCGUUGGUUGCGUCACAACGAUCUGGAGAUUGACUCGCGCUACAUUACUUUUGAUUUCGACGCGCUCUGCAGGAGGGUUAUUGAGCUCUGUCCAGGAGCUACUUCUAUAGCGACAUAUGACAAGAAAGAAGGGGGUUUCAACAGAGUCUUCAUAUUCACCACAAAUAAUGCAGAAACGGUCGUGGCAAGACUACCUUUCGCACUGGCAGGACCACCUUGUUUGGCCACCAAUUCCGAAGUCGCAACAAUCAAGUAUCUACAAACCAACACCAGCAUCCCUAUACCUAAAAUCCUUGACUGGAGCGAUGAUCCCUCAAACGCCAUUGGCAGUGAAUACAUCAUCAUGGAACACGCUGUCGGUACUCAAUUACAUCAUAAAUGGCCGACCAUGACUAUAGACCAACAAAUAAGCUGUAUAGACGCUAUCUAUCGGAAGCUAAAAGAAGUGGUGGACAUCAAAUUUCCGGCUUAUGGGAGCGUGUAUUUUGCCGAUAUUUCGCUCGAUUCUGCAACCAAGCGACCUUUAAACCAGAACUUCUCCAUUGGGCCUCACUGUGGCUCUAGGUAUUGGGACUGCAAUGUUGGCGAAUCUAUGUACUACCACAACACAAAACCCAACCGGGGACCGUGGGAUGAUCUUACUGCAUACUGUAAUGGUCUCAUUGAUGCUGGUGUUUCUAGAGUCCCGCCAGUCGAUUCCCCUCUUGAUAACCUACCGCGCUAUCACGGAUCUGUUGAGACGCACCUUCGUCUUCUAGAAUUCGGUCGCGCCGUCAUAAAUAAUAUGUCCAACGACCAGCGAGUUCGAGACACGGCUACGCCAACGCUGUUUCACCCUGAUCUACACAAAAGAAACAUAUUCGUUUCUGAUGAUGACCCCACCAUGAUUACAGGCAUCAUUGAUUGGCAGUCCGCCAGUAUUGAACCAGCAUUCUGGUAUGCAGAUGAAGUGCCCGACUUUGCAACAACUUUACCUCACCCAUCGCUCGAGAAUCAACUUGAGCCCAACAGUGAGCGAUGUGCGAAGGCAUUUGAAGUUUGCACUCAGUUCUACCUUCCAAGGCUGGCUAGCCCAAGAGCUAUGGAUGACGCCCUUUUCCGGCCGUUCCGCUAUUGCUACAGGACGUGGAAGGACGGUGCGGUGGCGUUUCGCCAUGAGCUAAUCAAAACAUCUGAACGCUGGAAGGAGCUUGGUCUUAUGGGUUCCUGUCCAUAUCCCGCACCUACCCCGGAAGAGUUAGCCGCCCACCAGAAGGAAUAUAAAUACUUUGAGGCAGCACAUGACUUGAGAAAUAACCUCGCAGGCUUACUCAAUACUGCAUCCGACGGCUGGGUUCCGCCAGAAGACUGGGAAACGACGAAGUUGGCCAACAGAGAGCUGUUUGAGAUGAUGUUGCAAACUGUCCUAAGUAUCAAAAACCCCGAUGAUGAUGAGCCCAUAAAAGAUGAAGGAGACGUAAGGGAAAUUUGGCCCUUUGACUUAUAACAGCGCCAUUAACGUUAGUCCUUUUCAGCCACUGUACUAAAUCAGACGGCAAGUCUGAUUUAGUACAGUUUAGAUUAUGUUCAAUAGACUGCUCUCUUGAGGAAGGUGGUCACUAUCGUGUCCCUCCAUCCCUUUCGCGACUAGAGUAUACCCGUGUAAAGAGAGUCAAAGUUUAAAGAGCGCUCCUCGAGCUCCUUUGACAUAGAGCGGUUUGCAGUCAGCUUUGUUCCUGCAUUCUUCGUUGAAUCUGCCUGUUCAAAAUGUGAAGAAGAGACUGCCAACGUGACAUGUUCGCGGUGGCUCAUGGUCACACAUCGUAAGCGACAGGAACAGCAUGACGGAGCGAAGCGGCGUUGCCCCAGAUUUCUGGAAUAAAGCUUAGUCUAUUGAUUCAUGGUACGUCAUUAAAAUACUAGCGUGUUCAGCACAGCAACAGGGCUACAACGGAUGUGCUACAACGGCAUGUGCGAUAGCACAGCGUCUGUCACAGCCCAUGUGGGGUAAAGCCGUUCCUGGGUUGCCACAUGUGUUUUGUCACGCCUCGCGUGCUGACCCAACUGUGCUAGCACACAAAGUGUUCUAGAGCAGGAGCAGUGCUACUACCUGUGUGCUGCCCCUAAUAAACCCGUAGCACAUUUGGGUCAACCCCAGACGUGUGCCAGCGAUGAUGAACACUACGGAUUUGAUCACGUGCUGAUAAUGGCAAAAUUGAACAGCUAUACUACCAUGUUGCUGUGUUUAGCACUUCCCUCCGCGCACCAGAAACAUGUCAUUCCCUCGUUGACCAUCUUAUGGGGGACAGAGAGGAAAGAGAAACAUGAGGAAUGACAGGAGUGGGAGAGACUGGCCAGUAGCACUGUGAUGCCCACAUGUCUAGCGGGUAUAAUCCGUUUCAUAGAACGUUGUUGGAUUGGAAGGAUAAGUCGGGUGAAGAUAGUUCUGCAAACACUUAGGUGGAUAUUUGGUGCGGGAUCAUCGGAACCAUCCGGAGUAGACAAGUUGGUGUUCUGUUGCAAUACACUAAAAGGCGAAUUGGGUGUCGCUGAUUUUUAGUUAAUUAUUUUUAGCGGGGUCCAUUUCCAGACACCGGUGGCUGUGCACCCCUGCCUGUUUGUACUCCGAAGGUACCGCUGCUUACUGUCAUCGCGACCGGAGCUGAUUCUUGCUGAUUCUACACUUCACGCUCAAGGUUUGCAAGUAAACUGUCUGAUGACUUUGCACUCUGUUGAAAAAAUAACCUAACUUACUGUAAAGAAUCGGCGAUCAGCGAACCGGCUGUUCUCCCGCAGCUGGUGGUAAUAUAUGGGCUCUAUGUUACUCGAAGCACCUUCUUCCUCCCUUGCAGAGCUCGUCAGUUCUUCGCUUCUGCUUCGUUGUACUUGCCCUGCCUCUCUGACACUGACCCAAGGUUGCCAACACUAGUGAGCGUGUGUGGGUGCUCUACUCCAAGCACCUUCUCCCUUCCUUCUAGAGCUCGCCGGUGCAUAGCUUCUGCCUCGUUGUACUUGCCCUGCCUUGAUAACGCCAAUCCAAGGUUACUAACACUAGUAAGCGUAUCAGGGUGCUCUACCCCAAGCACCUUCUCCCUUCCUUC